GUUGCCUUAUUUCGACCCCAUUCCAUAAUUGUUCUUGUUUGCACCAGAAACAGUGUAAAAUCUUCCGUGAUUGGAUGAAUUGGUUCCACACACACACACACACACACACUCUCUCUCUCUCUCUCUCUCUCUCUCUCUGCUCUCUCUCUCUUCCAUUGUCUCCUCAACACACAGAUUCGAAAACACUCAUUACAUAUAUACUCUCAGCUGACUCUCAAAGUCUCAUUUGACUCCGAUAUAGCUGACAUGUAUCGUCCAAACAGAGCCAAAUCAAAGGAUAGCCUGAGCUCGUUCUCUCUCCUCUGUACCAAUCGAUUCGAAAUACCGAAGACCCAUAUCGAAAUUGCGGUAACCCAUUUCAUCUGAGUUUCAGUUUCUGUUACUUGAGCUCGAAAUCUGUCGUUUUUUGGUGGUCUGAACUGAUUAUUUCUGGCUUUUAAUUGGUUUUAUUAGAGAAAAGAUUAAUGGUUUUGUUUUUUUUUUUUUUGUAUUUUUUAAAUUAUACUUUGAUUUGUAUAUAAUAGAGUUUGGCAGUUCAGUGUAGAUCAAGAACUUCACUACGAGUUCAUAGAUUCAAUAAACAUUGUUAAGAUUGCUAAAGAAAGUUGCAAUUUUGAUUUGGGUUCAUAGCAAAAAGUUGUGAUCUUGAGUUUUUGGGUUGAAGAGUUGAAGUUGGAAGUGGAAUUUGGGUAUGAAAAUGGCUUAUUUAUGACUUGGGAAUGAAUCAUUUUUGUAAUGUGUUCUUUGAAGCACUACAUAUUUAUAAUUGGCUUUGAGGUGUUUUCGAUUUUAAUAAAAUAGUGUUUCAUUAUAAUGGCUGAGGUGUUAUAGAUUAAUAUGUUAUCUGCAGUAAAUGUGAUAUUGGAUGCUCUCUGUAAGAAAAUUGAGUCCACAGAAGUUCAGAUUGCAUUGGAUUUGUUUUCAUGGCUUCUAUAAGAAGAACAUUGUCUCCAGUGCCUCGCCCCGGACCUUUACUAAAUGGGGAAGCCUGUUCGGUUGCUUCUCCCUUGUCCAGGUCUUCUUCUUCAUGUACCCAGAACCACCCAACAUCAGGUGGGAUUACACAUUCUCAUUUUGGUUUUUUGGAUUAUGCAUUUUACAGAAUUCAAGCUUUUGUACUUGGUCUUUUCUCACAAAGAUUUUCUCGCCCCCUAGAGAGGUCAAAACCGAAGGGACUAGUUUGGAUAAGGGCUCUUUUCCAUUUCCUCAUAUGUUUCAUGGUUGGGGUUUUUGCUGGACUUACUCCAUUUCUUUCUAUGAAUUUAUCCACAAGUCUUAUGUCCAAACAUCAGGCUUUCUCAUUCGAGGUGUCUCCCUCUGCUGGGGAAAUUCCAUUGUAUAAUGUUAGUCAUGUUAUGCAAAGAAAUGUGACACCUCUAGUAGACAGUUGGGCUAUGAAUUAUAAUGCUACAUCAGAGCCAUAUGCACUGAAUUGGGAAAAACCAAGUUGGAUACCUGAUGGUAGUGAGACCUCUUUUAACCAGUCAAGCAAUCAAGAUUCAGAUAUGGUGUUCCAUAAGCUUUUGAUCAUUGUGACCCCAACACAUGGUCGACCAUUUCAAGCCUAUUAUCUGAAUCGUUUGGCACAGACAUUAAAAUUGGUCCCAACUCCGUUGUUAUGGAUCGUGGUGGAGAUGGCCUCUGACUCUUCAGAAACAGCUGACAUAUUGAGGAGAACUGGUGUUAUGUUCAGGCAUCUUGUGUGCAAUAAGAACUUAACUGACACACAAGAUAGAGGUGUCCACCAAAGAAAUGUGGCGCUGUCCCACAUAGAAACACACCGCCUAAAUGGAAUUGUUUACUUCGCAGAUGAUGACAACAUCUACUCCAUUGAUCUCUUUGAGCAGAUGAGGCAGAUCAGACGGUUAGGGACAUGGAUGGUGGCCAAACUACUAGAGAACAAAAGUGAAACCAUCGUGGAGGGUCCAAUCUGUAAUGGGACUCAAGUUCUUGGAUGGCACACAAAUGAAGUGACUAGAAGAUUCCGGAGGUUUCAUGCCGAAAUGUCAGGGUUCGCAUUCAAUAGUACCAUACUAUGGGAUCCAAAGAGUUGGCGCAGACCCACUCUUGAACCUAUUCGGCAGUUCGACACAGUCAAAGAAGGCUGGAAAGCGAGCACAUUUAUUGAACAAAUUGUAGAGGAUGAAAGCCAAAUGGAAGGCUUAAUGCAGAACUGCUCAAGGAUCAUGGUUUGGCACCUUCAUAGGGAUAUAUCAUAUGCCUACCCUCAGGAAUGGUUUAUGAAGAAUAAUCUAGAUGUCAUUACUCAACUUGCAUAAAAAUUUUGAUGUGAUCAAGAAUUCCAUCUCGAAAUGAUGAAGGAAGGUUUGGUCGACAAUCACCGGUCAUCUGGCUACCAAUUUUUUUACCUUCAGUUCAGAUGCCGGCUUAGGGUGCCAAUGUGACAUGUCUUGAUUAUGGUUUUUUCCUCCUUGUUCUAGUAGUGGGUGUAUAUGGUGAUAUUUCUUUUCCAUUCUAGUCCUUUUUCAUUUGAUAUUUUGUUUAUUUUUUCUUCAAGGCUAGAAAUUUCUUAUCCAGCUUUUGGUGUUGGAUGCUAUCUGCAAAGAAGCAAAGUUUGCAUCCAACUUUUUAGAAUGAUUGGGAUAUUGCAAUACCAUUAUGUUGCUCUAAGAGAUGUAUGACUACAACUAUUUAUUUUCUUUUUCUUUUCUGUACUUCAUAUAUUCCUUGUGUAUAAAUGUGGGGAAUUUUCAACACA
Cornus florida is the source of this 2719-nucleotide messenger RNA. RefSeq names its product probable beta-1,4-xylosyltransferase IRX9H. Lineage: Eukaryota; Viridiplantae; Streptophyta; Magnoliopsida; Cornales; Cornaceae. The record is from RefSeq and is a predicted model, not a curated record. The transcript has 4 exons. Bases 924 to 2279 code for a protein of 451 amino acids. Gene Ontology annotation, cellular component: Golgi membrane. Gene Ontology annotation, biological process: glucuronoxylan biosynthetic process; plant-type secondary cell wall biogenesis. Gene Ontology annotation, molecular function: galactosylgalactosylxylosylprotein 3-beta-glucuronosyltransferase activity; xylosyltransferase activity.